Molecule: messenger RNA, 2208 nt
Organism: Dujonia railenensis
Lineage: Eukaryota; Fungi; Ascomycota; Pichiomycetes; Serinales; Debaryomycetaceae
Source: the annotation of a GenBank genome assembly
AUGAUCAACCCUCUGCCGAAGAAACAAUUCCAAGGUAUAUUAGAUAGCGCAACUUUUGAUAAGUUUGCGUCUCUUAAGCACAAUCGAUCUUUACUUCCAGGUAGCGAUAGCGUAAACCAACACAUCCCUACAAAUGAAGAAGUGAUAGCCCACCUUAAAAUUCUUAAAGCGUUUCAGCUUUUGAAAAUUAAAAUUCUUGGUAAACCUGGUGAUAUCGACGAAAAUGGUAGCUUCAUAGAUUUCACUGCUAAGCAGAUUAAAUUUUGGCAAGUCUACCUCUCAAAUGCAGCAAGAAGGUUUAUCGUGUAUAUGUCUGCCUUAAGAUAUAAGUUUAAAAAGGAUUACCCAUUCGUAGAUGAAACCGAACAAUUGACAAUUUACAUGAACGACCCUAAUUGCAAACUUAUUUCUGAAUACAUCAAUAGUGUAUUACCUCCACUUGAUAUUUUGAUGGUUUGGCAUUCAUUUACUUUAAACCCAAAGGCUUUCUAUGAUAAUGGUGUUAGGAAUAAUUUCUUGGAAUUUACUUUAUGUCCCUUCCCACUUCAUCAAAUUGCUGAGCUUAUUGAUGAGAAUACUUUCAUUUAUCAACCUCUGGGUGACUCUGUUAAAGAAUUUCACGAUUUCACUAGGGACUUCGGGCUUGCCAUGGAAUUUGAUUACGGUUUUGACCUUAAGAUGAAAUUAUCAAUCAUCUGUCCAAUUUGUGAUCAGCUUUUGGCUCAUGGUGUUCCUUUUACUACUUAUUCUAAUCAAGGUUUUGCUGACCCAGGUUUUAAAUCGGUAGCUAACGGUAGAUGCAUGUGUAUAAAUCAUACCGUUGAUAUUGACCAUGAUUCUUUAAGAAUGAGACAAGUUCAUGCUGAUUUAGAAAGCAGUGCUCAACUUGGUACUAAGUAUUUACCAAAUAUUGUUCGAACUGAAUCAAGAUUAUUAAAUAAGCAACCUUCAUCUGGUAUUGUUGAGUUAGACUCUUUCUUUAAAAGCUCAUCCUAUCUUAUCAUUAGUUAUUUGGAAUCGGCAUCCAGCUGGUCUGAUUUUAUCGAUAACGUUUCAUUUUUGUUGAAUAUAUCUACUAUUCCGAAUACACUCAGAAUUUUGAAGCUGUAUGAGCAAAUGAAUUUGUUACAUUUAACUAUACCUAAAACCAAAGCCAAGUGUGUACAGAUUUCUGAAGACUUGGUGUCUUUGACAGUUAGGCAAGAGAGAUUUAUUAUGAAAAUGAAUUCCUUUGAUUUAUUAAAUUCAAAAGUCUAUCUAGAACAAUCGGCCGAUGAAAGUAUUACAAGAUAUGUGAAAUUCUUUAAGCUAAUGAGUGAAAAUUAUUUGAAUACAAUGCUUGUGCCUACUUUGGAUAUUGACCUUAUUUGGCAUACUCAUCAAUUGAGUCCCAUUUACUAUAUUCAAUACUCUAGGUCGGUCACUCCUAGAAAGUUUGUGAUCGGGCAUGAUGAUAAGAUUGAUGAAGAUACUUUAUCGACAUCUUUCCAAACAACUGGCACCUUAUUCUAUCAACGAUUUGGCGAACACUAUUACUAUUGUCCCUGCUCUUUUUGCAAUGAUACUCCUCAAAAUACGAGACCGAUUGUUAAAAGCUUGUUUUCAAACAACGAUGCUAGGGCAGAAGAGACUAAGUAUUUAAACAAUAGUACUAGUUCUCUCUUAAGAAUUUCCAAUUCUUUGACUAACACUAAUGCUUCACACAUUUCCGCUCACAAUGCUGUUAGAAAGCUUACCAAGAAAAAGAAGAUGAAUUAUAAAACAAUUGAGAGACCUUUCCCUUGGAAUGAUUGGAAUGCAGAAAGCAGAGCUUUGAAUAAAUAUGGAUCUUACUUUGUUUUGCAACCAAUUGGAGAAGGAGAUGAAGAAGAAGGCGGCAUGAGAGUCGAUACUUCUGAUAACUUCAGUGUAAAUGGCAUACUAGGGUCCCAAGUGAAUUCCAAUAGUGAUGGUACUAUUACAAACAGCAAUUCAAGUGGAGCCAAUGACGAAGGUAAUGACACUGUAACAGACCCAAAUUCACCGAGAUUUGGUUCCAUUCCGGUAUCAAGAUCCUUGUUUUCUUCCAAAUCUAACUCAACUAUUUCCAUUAGAAUAAAUAGUAGCAAUAGUCUUGCAACUAUGUCUAGUGUAAGUAGUGCGGGUGGAGCUGAUUUAGAGGGAUUACAUUUACCAGACGCCUUUGCCUACGAAAGUGAACUAUCCUAG